UCAACUCACGGCAGAGAACCAGACAACACCCUCACAAAAUGAUUCGCGGGAGCGAAACAAAAUUAACUUGUUCACAGAGCAGGAGGAGGAGGAUUUGGUUGAGUGAUACAAGGAGCAAGUGUUCUUAUAUGACAAGGAGUCGAAGGACCACAAAAAUCGUGACAAGAAGGCUCGAGUUCUAGAAGAAAAGGGAAGAUCCAUGCUCCCUCCUGUAAAAGGUGGGCAGAUUUUCACCUGGAUAGACACACAUCGAACAAGGUUCUGUAAACUAACAACACCUAAGUCAGGGAGUGGGCGUCCCGUUCUGUCCGUGAGGGAGAAAUGGAUUUUCGAAAAAUUCAGCUUCCUCAAGGAGCACAUCAGAUGUGUCCCCCAGCGUCAGUCACAAAUGUUUGGUAUGCAGCCUGACCAGCAAGAGACGCAAGGAGAGCAGGGGGAGGAGGCUGAAGAGGAAGUGAUCCUUGAGGAGUUGGAGGAUGCUGUUGUGGUCGCCACACCCUCCAUCACCGUCGCACCUACGGUCUUCACCCCUUCCACCAGCACUACCCCUGCAGGAAAGAGGAAGCGCACCCCGACGGAUGACGGUGCAUUAAUCGAAAAGGUUUUGGGUCAUCUCUCCGACUCCCGAGAUGUGAGGCAGCGACUACAACGACUUGAGCAUCGAACGCCUCAACAACACAAAGUUCACGCUUUCUACGAAUACAUGGAAUGCCUGACAUGGAUCCUGUUCUCUGGCGGCGGUAUACGGCAAAGGUUAUGGAACUGGGGAAUCAGUUCAUGGCUGAAGAUGAUAAAAAGAAGAGAAAACACGUAUCCCCAAUCAAGGUCCCGCCCAGGGGACAUUGGCCAGGCCUGCCAGGUGAUGGGGGACAUUUGUAUUAUCCUCCUCACUUCCCCACCUACCACCAGCUCCAGCCUCAACACCCUGGUGUGGAUGUGCAGCCACGCCCUCGCACUCCCCACACACCUUCAACCUCGACGUAUUCAUCCCUGGAGGGAGAGGCCCUGCUAGCCCCUCGCUCCACCAGCGAGUGAGAUCAAGCAGACAUGCCCUGCCCAGUAUUUAAUCUUGGUUGUUGUGAAAUCAAAUCAGGUGAGGUCUGGUAAACAAGGGAGCGGCUGCUGUGACCUGUCAACCUCAUCUUUUCCGCUCCGUGUCUCCGCCCAUCCUACCUCCCUAU
Eriocheir sinensis (Chinese mitten crab) is the source of this 1181-nucleotide messenger RNA. RefSeq lists its product as uncharacterized. NCBI's taxonomy places the organism in Eukaryota, Metazoa, Arthropoda, Malacostraca, Decapoda, Varunidae. The transcript is spliced from 4 exons. The coding region runs from base 200 to 1012 and encodes 270 amino acids. The record is from RefSeq and is a predicted model, not a curated record.